Hyaloscypha bicolor E is the source of this 919-nucleotide messenger RNA. RefSeq lists its product as uncharacterized. Lineage: Eukaryota; Fungi; Ascomycota; Leotiomycetes; Helotiales; Hyaloscyphaceae. The transcript has a single exon. The record is from RefSeq and is a predicted model, not a curated record. The annotation marks the transcript as partial.
CUUGUUGAAGAGUCUGAAGAGAUCGAGAUGAUUGCGCUUAUCGCGGAAUACUACCAAGGAUUGUCAUGUUUUGGAGCAGGUCAGUUUCGAGAAGCGCAGAAAACUUUUUUGUCGCUGCUUAGAAAAACGGCUCCGUUAACCUGCUCCGACUUCGUUUUAUUCCUAGAAAUAGGCAAUCACUUCUUCAAUAGAGUUGCACAGUGCCUCGUUGAGGGUAAAGACGUAGUGGAUGCACCCUCCGAGACUGUGCAGCAAAUAUCCAGGACGCGUCUUCUCAAGAACUCGAAUGAAGCAAUUCCAGGAGAGAUCGAACCCGCACUAAAGUUCGCAAUCGAGAGCGCGAUGCUGGAGUCCAGCAAUGACUUUUUGAAAUUGAACAUGAUGCUCCGUAACAUCAUUCUUCCACACCGGCAGCUCGAUGGCGGUGUUGAUGACGCUUCACCUAAGAUAUCGGAUCACCUACAGAUUGUUUCAAACAGGCUUUCUUCCGCUAUUUCCACAGGGACUCUUCAGCCAAAAAUUAUACAGGAGGCUGAAGCCUGUUUCAAGUCGUAUGUUGAAUUACUUGGGUAUUGCGAGGCAACCGAAAGGUUGCAAACCUUUUUGUUAGCAGGGCAUUGGAUGUUGGGGGAUUUGGAUGCAUGUUUGCAUAUUUGUCUGGACAAGAUACAGCGCAAAGUUGCUAUUGGUCAAGCCCCGGAAAGUGGUGAUAUUCGUAUAAUGGGACGUUGCUUUAUAAGGCUUGGCAGGCUCGAUGAUCUUAAGAAGCAUGAGCAGCAGUUCCCCAAUGAAGACUGGGGCCAACUUCAGGACGAUGAAGAGAAUCGGAUGAAGGGUGAUGGCGAUAGCCGGAUGGCUAACUAAUGUUCAACGGUUGGAGCUCCGCAGCGUUCAUAGUUCUAAAUCUGCAGUGUUGAAU